Messenger RNA from Dermochelys coriacea (leatherback sea turtle), 2092 nucleotides. It is a transcript of the gene UMPS, whose product is annotated as uridine monophosphate synthetase. NCBI's taxonomy places the organism in Eukaryota, Metazoa, Chordata, Testudines, Dermochelyidae. The coding region runs from base 334 to 1782 and encodes 482 amino acids. Gene Ontology annotation, biological process: 'de novo' pyrimidine nucleobase biosynthetic process; 'de novo' UMP biosynthetic process. The transcript is spliced from 6 exons. The record is from RefSeq and is a predicted model, not a curated record. Gene Ontology annotation, molecular function: orotate phosphoribosyltransferase activity; orotidine-5'-phosphate decarboxylase activity.
CAUGGGCCCCCCUGUCUCCGGGGGGCUGGAUGGGGAGCCCCCGAGACCCCUCAGCCCAUGCGAGGGGCUGGCUACGGAGGCCGGGACGAAGAUCUUCGUGGCGCUGCACCCACCCCACCGAGCGCGAUAGGUCCUGGCGGGAACCCGAGCCGCCCGGCCCGGAAUCAGCCCGCCGGCUGACACAGCGCAUGCGCACACCGCCGCGGUGCAAGCCGAGGAAGGUGGCAGGGCCCUUUUUUUCCCCGCCGUUGCGAGGCCCGCGGCUCGCUCUCUGUUACGUCAUCAGCGGGCGCCGGCCGGGAGAGCGGGAGGGCGCGCGGGCCCGGAGGGAGCAUGGUGGAGACGGGCUCCCUGGAGCGGCUGGUGUCCGGGCUGCACCGGGCCCAGGCCUUGCGCUUCGGGGACUUCGUGCUCAAGAGCGGCCUCGCCUCCCCCGUCUACGUCGACCUACGGGCCAUCGUCUCCCACCCGCCCCUCCUCAACCAGAUUGCAGAUCUCCUGUUCCAAACAGCAAAAAAUGCAAGGAUCAGGUAUGACUCAGUGUGUGGUGUUCCAUACACAGCGUUGCCUUUGGCUACAAUUAUCUGCUCGUCCAACCAGAUCCCAAUGCUUAUACGGAGGAAGGAAGCAAAAAACUACGGUACUAAGCGUCUGGUGGAAGGCAUCAUUAAUCCAGGAGAAACCUGUUUGAUCAUUGAGGAUGUGGUCACAAGUGGAUCUAGUAUCUUGGAAACUGUAGAGGCUCUUCAGAAAGAAGGAUUAAAAGUCACUGAUGCCAUAGUGCUGCUGGAUAGAGAGCAGGGAGGAAAGCAACGGUUAGAAGAACGAGGGAUUUGCCUACAUUCUGUGUGCACCUUGUCCACAAUGCUAGAGAUUCUCCAGCAGCAGCAAAAAGUUGACUCUGAGAUGGUUGAAAAGGUGAAGAAAUUCAUUCUGGAGAGUGUCUUCAAACCAGCAGAGCAAAAUGAUGCUGCUCCUAUCAAACAAAUGGGCAAAGAAAUGAGCUUUAGCGCUCGUGCUCAGCUACCUGGAAUCCAUCCUGUUGCAGCGCGACUUCUCAAGCUCAUGGAGAAGAAACAAACUAACUUAUGCCUCGCUGCUGAUGUCACAGACUCCAAAGAACUUCUACAGCUGGCUGCCACUCUAGGCCCCAGCAUUUGUAUCUUAAAAACUCACAUAGAUAUCCUGAAUGAUUUCACCCAAGAGGUAAUAAAGGAGUUGCGAGCACUUGCAGACCAACAUGAGUACCUGAUAUUCGAAGACCGCAAGUUUGCAGACAUUGGAAACACUGUGAAACAUCAGUAUCAAGGUGGUAUAUUCAAAAUAGCUUCCUGGGCAGAUAUAGUUAAUGCCCAUGUGGUUCCAGGCUCUGGAGUUGUGAAAGGGCUGAAAGAAGUAGGGCUUCCUUCACAGCGAGGCUGUCUUUUGAUUGCUGAGAUGAGUUCUCAAGGGUCACUUGCCACUGGUGACUACACAAAAUCUGCAAUACAAAUGGCUGAAGAAAACUCAGAUUUUGUUUUUGGAUUCAUUUCUGGUUCCAGAGUUAGUAACAAACCAGAAUUUCUUCACUUGACUCCGGGGGUCCAGAUGCAAGCUGGAGGUGAUAACCUUGGACAGAAGUACUUACAUCCACAGGAAGUUAUUAGCAAAAGAGGCUCAGAUGUCAUUAUUGUGGGACGUGGCAUCUUGUCUGCAUCAAAUCGUCCAGAGGAAGCAGAGAUGUACAGGAAGGCAGCAUGGGAGAGUUAUUUAAGCAGACUUGCUGUUCAUACACAAGACUAAUUCGAGCCUAGGAUUCCAGUGAACAAACUAACCCAAUGCAUUCUAGAAGAAGCCGGAGUAAUUAGGAGGAUGUUUCUCCCCAUUGGUUAGGUUGUCAUCUACUCUGAACUCAACUGAAUAUUUUGCUUUACGUAAAAUCUGCCAAUGACUAAGUUUUUUAGUAAUGUGUAAAGGCUAAAUCACAUUAAUUGUGACCAUUGUUUCUUUGCAUGUGAGACUGUGAAACCAAAAAUCACCGCCCAACUUUAGUCUUACUUCUAACUGGUCCUCUAGUCUGUUACUUUGGAAAAUAAUAAACGAAAACACUCCA